CGGUCUAUGAGUUAGUUGUUUGUAUUGUGGUGUAACCUUAAAAAAUGGAGCUACGAAAACUCGAUGCAGAUGUAAUUACGAAAGUAAGGAGCUCUUCUUCGAUAAACACGGUUUGCCAAAGUGUACUAGAGUUGGUACUAAAUAGUUUAGAUGCAAAGGCCAAAUCAAUAGCCGUAAGACUCAAUUUGGUUACCUUACGAAUUCAGGUUGUAGACAAUGGAGAAGGUAUCUCGAAAGCAAAUAUGGAACUUGUUGGACGUCGAUAUUUCACAAAUAAAUGCAAUAGCUUACAAGAUUUAGAAAUGAAUAUAAAACUCUACGGAUUUCGCGGAGAAGCUUUAGCCAAUAUUUUGGAACUUUCAAGGGCUGUUACUGUUAGUUCUAAACACGAACAAGCUUCUACUACAUAUAUGAAGACUUUGACAAGAGACUCUGGUGAUGUAAUAAUGACCAAGCAACGACCAAGUGUAGGUACUACAGUAACAGUAGAAGAAUUCUUUUAUAACUGUCCUGUAAGAAAAAAACGAAUUAUUAAUGAAUUAGAGUUGGAAGAUAUUAUAAAAACCAUUACCUCCCUUAUUAUUAUACAUCCAGAAGUCAAUUUUUCCAUUAGAAAUGAUAUUACUGGCGAAUUAAUUUUAAGCAGUAUCAAAAGAGAUGAUAUAGCCUCUUCGUUCAAAUAUGUACACCCUGAUGUUAAAGAAGAUGCUACUAUUCUCAAGGUAACCAAAGGGAAAAUGGGUAUUUUUGCUUUGUUGUUUAGAGGCUAUUACGAAAAUAGACGAAUACAGUAUAUCUACGUAAAUAAAAGACCUAUUUUUUCAGUAAAAAUUCGUAGAUGCAUUGAAAAAUUGUUCUAUAUCAAUGAAAAAAGAAAUAAUUCAAAGGUUUACCCAAUAUUCUUGCUAAACAUAAAAUGCCCAUAUACUGAAGUAGAUAUACUAUUAAAUUCUACGAAAACAAUGGUUGAAUUUAAAAACUGGGACUUGGUUGAAAAAUGCGUUAAAAAAUUAAUCAGUUCGUUUCUUGGAAAUGGUCAAUGUUUGAAAUCACUGAAAACGAUACCUGAAGAGCAAAAUAAAGGACCUUUAAAUUGCGGAAUUUCGCAAAUACGAGGAGCGGUCAAAGCAGUAGGUUACAAAAGAAAAAAUUCAGAUACACAUGUAGAUGCUACAGAGAAACUGAAAAAACCAGAAACUCCUUUUCCAAUUACUAGCUUGGAGACAAACGAACAUUCGUCAGAAGACAUAUAUGACAUAAUUGAGGCAACUCCUACUCUUGAUAAGAAAAAAUCGUGCUUUAAACAGCCUUUACCAAUUAAUGUAAUUCCACAACGUAAUGUAUUAGUACCAAAGGAGCUACCUGUUCAACAAGACACCGAAUAUGAACCUAUUAAUGAAAUUCCAAAACGUAAUAUAUUACUACCAAAGGAGUUACCUAUCCAACAAGACAUCGAAUGUGACAAAUCUCUAUCCCAGUUUACCAAUGACGAAAGCAAAGGUAAAGGUUUGAUAAUGGAUAUGUUCCUAAAAUCGACACAAGUAUACAAAAGCGACGAAAACGUCCUCGAAUCGAGCCAAGACAGCCAGGAAACUAUAUUUGAAGAAGAGUCCAACUUUGUUGUCGAAAAUAACUUUAAAACCACGUGUGAUGGUGUAAGUAAAGCCAUGUCCAUGUCUCUGAAUGUUAAGAGCACCAAGAAGAUUAGAAAGCAUAAAAAAACCAAAAGUACUAAAGGAAUUCAGACUACCCUGAGAGAGGAAAUGGAUUCUAAAGCUAUGCAGACUACCUUUAGGUUCCAAAAGGAGACUGCCCUCAGAGAAGAAAUGGAUUCUAAAUCUUUGCAGACUACCUUCAGGUUCCAAAAGGAGAUAAACGAGGAAAAGGGGAGUACAAUUCCAGAUAAUUAUACUUUAGUUGUAUCAAGGGAUAGAAAAUCCCCACAUUUUGAAUUUAUGUAUCGGAAACCAGAACAGUCCAAAACUUUUGAGUUUAAUUUUGAUAAAAAAUGCAAUUGCCAUUGUCAUGAAAAUCACAAAGCUGUGAUGAAUUUGGAAAAAACUUCGGAUCCGAGAUUUCGGGUUCCAAAAGAAACAAUGGAACUUUUUGCGAAUCCUUUUUGUUUAGAACGUGGGGACAUGAAUACGUUUCAAAAUUGUUUUAAAAAUGUAGUAGGUAGAGAUGUCAUUAAAAUAGAUAAACAUGUUAAGGAACUAUCGGUUUAUAAUUGGAAAAUUAAUAAAAAAGUACUAACAAAUCGCAGACCCGAAAUGUAUAACGAAAGUCCAUAUUUCUCCAAACGCCAAGCAGAAAAUUAUGAUCUAAAUAUCGGAAAAUUACCAAAUGUAUAUAAUAACUUUAUUAAACCUACUACUUUUGAGAAAGGUCAUAAUAAUGGUCCACUAAUGUACAAUAUUAUAGAUAAUAUACACCCACAACCCGAAUAUGCUAAUAAUAUACCGAAUAUGCUAAAUAAUAUGCCGGAUAUGCUAAAUAAUAUACACCCACAAUCCGAAUAUGCUAAUAAUAUACCGAAUAUGCUAAAUAAUAUACACCCACAAACCCACAAUUCCGUAAAACCACAAGACAACCACUUCUACAAAUGGAAUAACCAAAAUAUUGUCCCCAAUGAUUGGUUUAGAAAACCUGAGCAAAAUGGUUACAAUAUCGAACACCAUCAGCAAGAACUAAGACAGGAUCAACGAAAUGUUUCUUUGUCUAACGAAAGCGAUGAUGAACCAGACAAUGUCACCAUUAAUUCGUUUUUCAAAUUUAAUCCAAAUUUUGUAAGCACGCAGAAAAAUUAUGAACCAGUAAAAUUUGACUUUCAGAAGAAAAUUAUUAGACAAAACGAAACUAGACCGAAUGGACCCAAUGUCCCCAAUGUUUCGACUAAACCACAAAGUUUUCGUUUACAAAAUUACCAGGGAAAUCUUGACGAAAUUUUAUCUGUAGAAACAUUUAAUUCACAUCACAUACAGGAAUGGACUAAUCAUUAUCUAACGACUAAACAAAAAUCUGAUAAUCAUCACGUAACGGCUAAACAACAACCUGAAGUAUUGGUUGAUAAUCUAAACAGCAACCAGUCUCAGUUGGUGGUAACAUUGUCUGAGAAGGAAAAGCUGAAUCUAUUGGAAAAGGAAUUAGGAGCUGAAAAAAGUAUUUUAAUGAAGCAAUUUCUAGAAUGGAAUAGUCAGUUUACCCCGGAUCAAAAUGAAAAAUGCGAAAACUUGUUAGAUUGGACCAGAAAGUUGCAUUUAGGAAAACACUGUUACAUCAAUAAGAGAACAGGAUACGCAACAUACGCUACACCCAAAAACAACAAUUUAUUUGUUAUCAGUGAACGAAAUGAAUUUUUGCCGAAGGGAAUGUCCCCCAUUAUUAAAAAUAUUAAGCCCGUUGAUAACUCUUUAAGUCAAAAUGGGAAAGACACUUUACUGGAAUAUAUAAUGGACACAUAUAAAACAGAAUUGGAGUAUGUUAAGUGGCAGCAUUAUAUGAAGGAUAUGGAUCCUAAAACAUUUUUCAAAAAUAUUUACAAGGCCAAAUUGGUCAUGUACGAAGGCUGUGUGCCAAAUAUCAAUAUAGCCAAUCUAAAGAACAGAAAGCAGGAAACCGAUGGUAUAAAAUUAAAUAAGGAUAUUUUCAAUCACCUAGAAAUAAUAGGUCAAAUGGACAAAAAGUUUAUAAUUGCAAAAGAAAUAAAUGGCAAUACCCUUUUUGUUUUCGACCAGCAUGCUGUGCAUGAAAGAAUACGUUUAGAACACUUGUGUAAAAUUUAUAAGAACUCUAAGGUAUCGUGUGAAGAAGAAACAAUAAUGUUGUUAUCUCAGAACGAACUGUCUUUACUUAGGAGAUGCGAUUCAUAUUUAGAUUUUGUUGGGAUCAGUCUGGAAUUUUUUUCAAAUGGUGUUUGUAUCAAAGAAGUUCCACUUUGCUUAUAUUAUAAAUUUAAAGGACAGGAAUCUACUGAGUCAAUUCAGAAAAUCAUUCAGACACUAAUAACCGAAGUAAUUGAACUGUUGAGAUCUACUAGAGGAGCUAAUUUAAAAAUUUUACCACGAUUACUCCACAAUAUCAUCAGCUUAGAAGCUUGCAGAGGUGCUAUAAAAUUUGGCGACGAACUAAAUAAUCAGCAAUGCAUAGAGCUUCUUCAAAAAUUGUCAACUACCGAUCUGCCUUUUCAGUGUGCUCAUGGAAGACCAACCGUAACACCUUUGAUGAGAUUGAAUUUAAAAUCAAAUAACGCAACGAAACGUGCAAUCAACUUUCAAAGAUUACGUCUUCAAUAACCAGUUUUACUUCGAAUUAUAAUACAAAAAUUUUUGGAACUUGUUGAAUUUGUUAAGAUACGUUUAAAAAGUAAAAUUAUAUUAUAAGCAAAAAAAAAUGAAGUGUUUUUUG
Messenger RNA from Diabrotica virgifera virgifera (western corn rootworm), 4404 nucleotides. RefSeq lists its product as uncharacterized. The coding region runs from base 45 to 4292 and encodes 1415 amino acids. Gene Ontology annotation, molecular function: ATP-dependent DNA damage sensor activity; mismatched DNA binding; ATP hydrolysis activity. The record is from RefSeq and is a predicted model, not a curated record. The transcript is spliced from 8 exons. Gene Ontology annotation, biological process: mismatch repair. Lineage: Eukaryota; Metazoa; Arthropoda; Insecta; Coleoptera; Chrysomelidae. Gene Ontology annotation, cellular component: mismatch repair complex.